AUGGCACAGAAAGGAAUGCGUAUAGGGCCGCUGCCUGUGGGUCGCCGGGGCGCGUCUGGAGCUAGCGCUGGACGCGGCAGCAUGCGGGCCGCCAACCGAGCGCGAGGAGCUGCACGAUCACCUAGCAGCCCCUCGCAUCCAUCAUCCCCACCAGAAGGCUUGGUGUCGGCUAGGUCUUCUCGGACUCAGCAAGCGGCACCCGCCGCUGGUGGAGCACGUCGCAUGCGUUGGACAAAACCUAUGAACGAAAACGCAUUGCGUCGUUAUAGGGCGAAAGGGGAAGAAACUGUGGGAAUAGCGUAUAGGUCUCGGAUGGAUAGCUUUUUUGCUGAGCUGAAGCCUUCUAUCGCCGUCACGGAACAAAACCUGGCAGACCGAGUUUGGUACAUCAUGCGCUCGAAAAUAUUUGAUGAUCUCCAAUGA
Messenger RNA from Parnassius apollo (apollo), 423 nucleotides. Lineage: Eukaryota; Metazoa; Arthropoda; Insecta; Lepidoptera; Papilionidae. The record is from the annotation of a GenBank genome assembly.